Molecule: messenger RNA, 6813 nt
Organism: Zootoca vivipara (common lizard)
Lineage: Eukaryota; Metazoa; Chordata; Lepidosauria; Squamata; Lacertidae
Source: RefSeq, a predicted model, not a curated record
CCAGUCCUCCUUUCCUGCUUUGGUGUCUCUCCUGCAAGGGCUGCAUCGCUGUCCCUUCACUCCUGGGAUGAUCGGGAUUUGCUAGAGCUUCUCAUUGCAACAGACAGAACUUGGCAGAAGACCAAAGGGUUCCUUCCGAUCUGUUAGAGGCUUCCUGAGACCACAGAUGGAUGAGCAAGACUCAGCUGGCCUUGAAGCAGAAAGAGGCCAUGACAUCCAAACUGGGAGCAGUGGGGGAUUCUGGGGAAACCCAGUGCCAAAGAUCCUGGAUGAGGAGGACACCCUCCGCUCAGAGGUGCAGAGCCAGCAGUUGAGGCAGUUCUUCUGCCAGGAGGCCAAAGGACCCCGAGAGGUUUGCAGCCGACUCUACCACUUUUGCCACCAGUGGCUGAAGCCAGAAAGGCACACGAAAGCUGAGAUGCUGGACCUGGUGAUCUUGGAGCAGUUCCUGGCUGUCCUUCCCCCGGAGAUGGAGAGCUGGGUGAGGGAAUGCGGAGCGGAGACCAGUUCCCAGGCGGUGGCCCUGGCCGAAGGUUUCCUCCUGAGUCAGGCAGAGGAGAGAAAGCAGGUAAAGGAUCAUUUUGCAGAAAUGGACCUGGAUUCCUGUGAGGCAGAGAGGCCUCCGUUGGACACCAGAGAAAGGCAGCUGGGUGACAGAAUGAUGCCGGCAAGACCUCCUGAUCCGUCUUUUCAUGGGGGCAGAAGGGAAGCAGCGGCUGUGGAACCAGAUCAGGGUCCAGUGUGCUUUGAAGACGUCGCUGUUCGUUUCACGGACGAGGAGUGGGCAUUGCUGGAUCCUGACCAGAGAGCUCUGCAUAAGGACGCCAUGGAGGAGAAUCGUGGGAUCGUGGCCUCUCUUGAUUGUGAUGAAUUGGAAAUCAAGAACAAGGGUGACCACAAUAAAAUCCCCAUAGAGGAGAAGCAACAUAACAAUUUGGAGUGUGGAGAAAGCUGCAGUGAGCGCUCCCAUUCAACUUCCCAUCAACAAAAUAUCAUUGGAAAGAAACACUAUCAGUGUGUGGAAUGUGGAAAGAGCUUCAGUCAGAGCUCCUCUCUCACUUCCCAUCAAAGAAUUCAUACAGGGGAGAAACCAUAUCAGUGUAUUGAAUGUGGAAAGAGCUUCAGUCAGAGCUCCUCUCUCACUUCCCAUCAAAGAAUUCAUACAGGGGAGAAACCCUAUCAGUGCUUUGAAUGUGGAAAGAGCUUCAGUCAGAGCUCCAAACUCACUUCCCAUCAAAGAAUUCAUACAGGGGAGAAACCAUAUCAGUGCUUUGAAUGCGGAAAGAGAUUUAGUCACAGCAACAGUCUCACUUCCCAUCAAAGAAUUCAUACAGGGGAGAAACCCUAUCAAUGCAGGGAAUGUGGAAAGAGCUUCAGUCACAACCCCAGUCUCACUUCCCAUCAAAGAAUUCAUACAGGGGAGAAACCCUAUCAGUGUGUGGAAUGCGGAAAGAGCUUCAGUACAAGCUCCUCUCUCACUUGCCAUCAAAGAAUUCAUACAGGAGAGAAACCCUAUCAGUGUGUGGAAUGCGGAAAGAGCUUCAGUACAAGCUCAACUCUCACUUCCCAUCAAAGAAUUCAUACAGGGGAGAAACCCUAUCAGUGUGUGGAGUGUGGAAAGAGCUUCAGUCACAGCCACCGUCUCACUUCCCAUCAAAGAAUUCAUACAGGGGUGAAACCCUAUCAGUGUGUGGAAUGUGGAAAGAGCUUCACUUUUAGCUCCUCUCUCACUUCCCAUCAAAUAAUUCAUAAAGGGGAGAAAUCCUAUCAGUGUGUGGAAUGUGGAAAGAGCUUCAGUAGGAAGGACAGUCUCACUUCCCAUCAAAGAAUUCAUACAGGGGAGAAACCCUAUCAGUGUUUGGAAUGUGGAAAGAGCUUCAGUAGGAAGGACAGUCUCACUUCCCAUCAAAGAAUUCAUACAGGGGAGAAACCCUAUCAGUGUGUGGAAUGUGGAAAGAACUUCAGUCACAGCCACAGUCUCACUUCCCAUGAAAGAAUUCAUACAGGGGAGAAACCAUAUCAGUGCUUCGAAUGUGGAAAGAGCUUAAGUCAGAGCUCCUCUCUCACUUCCCAUCAAAUAAUUCAUAAAGGGGAGAAACCCUAUCAGUGCUUCGACUGUGGAAAGAGCUUCAAAAGCUGCAGUCAGUGCUCCCAUUCCACUUCCCAUCAACAAAAUUUCAUUGGAAAGAAACUCUAUCAGUGCAUGGAAUGUGGAAAGAGCUUCAAUCAGAGCUCCCAUCUCACUUCCCAUCAAAGAAUCCAUUCAGGGGAGAAACCCUACCAGUGUGUGGAAUGUGGAAAGAGCUUCAGUUGGAGAACCGAUCUCACUUCCCAUCAGAGAAUUCAUACAGGGGUGAAACCCUAUCAGUGUGUGGAAUGUGGAAAGAGCUUCAGGAGGAGCUGCGAUCUCACUUCCCAUCAAAGAAUUCAUACAGGGGAGAAACCCUAUCAGUGUGUGGAAUGUGGAAAGAGCUUCCGUCACAGCCACUAUCUCACUUCCCAUCAAAGAAUUCAUACAGGUGAGAAACCCUAUCAGUGUGUGGAAUGUGGAAAGAGCUUCACUGAGAGUUCCAAACGCACUUCCCAUCAAAGAAUUCAUACAGGGGAGAAACCCUAUCAGUGUGUGGAAUGUGGAAAGAGCUUCUGUAGGAGCUCCUCUCUCACUUCCCAUCAAAGAAUUCAUACAGGGGAGAAACCCUAUCAGUGUGUGGAAUGUGGAAAGAGCUUCAGGCAGAGCUGCGAUCUCACUUCCCAUCGAAGAAUCCAUGCAGGGGAGAAACCCUAUAAGUGUGUGGAAUGUGGAAAGAGCUUCAGUCACAGCCACCAUGUCACAGACCAUCAAAGAAUUCAUACAGGCGAGAAACCCUAUCAGUGCAUGGAAUGUGGAAAGAGCUUUAGUAGGAGGUCCUCUCUCACUUCCCAUCAAAUAAUUCAUACAGGGGUGAAACCCUAUCAGUGUGUGGAAUGUGGAAAGAGCUUCAGUUGGAGAACCGAUCUCACUUCCCAUCAGAGAAUUCAUACAGGGGUGAAACCCUAUCAGUGCAGGGAAUGUGGAAAGAGCUUCAGGAGGAGCUGCGAUCUCACUUCCCAUCAAAGAAUUCAUACAGGGGAGAAACCCUAUCAGUGUGUGGAAUGUGGAAAGAGCUUCAAUCAGAGCUACUAUCUCACUUCCCAUCAAAGAAUUCAUACAGGUGAGAAACCUUAUCAGUGUGUGGAAUGUGGAAAGAGCUUCACUGAGAGUUCCAAACUCGCUUCCCAUCAAAGAAUCCAUACAGGGGAGAAACCCUAUCAGUGCAUGGAAUGUGGAAAGAGCUUCAGGAAGAGCUCCUUUCUCAAUUGCCAUCAAAGAAUUCAUACAGGGGAGAAACCCUAUGAGUGUGUGGAAUGUGGAAAGAGCUUCAGUCAGAGCUCCUCUCUCACUUCCCAGCAAAGAAUUCAUACAGGAGAGAAACCCUAUCAGUGCGUGGAAUGUGGAAAGAGCUUCAGUCAGAGCAACAGUCUCACAUCCCAUAAACGAAUCCAUACAAAUGAGAAACUUUAUCAGUGCAUUGAAUGUGGAAAGAGCUUCAGUCAGAGCUCCUCUCUCACCUCCCAUCAAAGAAUUCAUAGAGGGGAUAAACCAUAUCAGUGUGUGGAAUGUGGAAAGAGCUUCAGUCAGAGCUCCAAACUCAUUUCCCAUCAAAGAGUUCAUACAGGGGAGAAACCCUAUCAGUGCUUGGAAUGUGGGAAGAGCUUCAGUCAGAGCUCCAAACUGAUUUCCCAUAAAAGAAUUCAUACAGGAGAUAAACCCUAUCAGUGUGUGGAAUGUGGAAAGACCUUCAGUCGGAGCGACUCUCUCACUUCCCAUCAAAUAAUUCAUACAGGGGAGAAACCCUAUCAGUGCUUGGAAUGCGGAAAAAGCUUCAGUUGGAGCUCCUCUCUCACUUCCCAUCAAAGAAUUCAUACAGGGGAGAAACCUAAGUGCUUGAAAUGUGGAAAGAGCUUCAGUCAGAGAUACUCUCUCACUUCCCAUCAAAUAAUUCAUACAGGGGAGAAACCCUAUCAGUGCUUGGAAUGUGGAAAGACCUUUGGUCAGAGCUCCAAACUCACUUCCCAUCAAAGAAUUCAUACAGGAGAUAAACCCUAUCAGUGUGUGGAAUGUGGGAAGAGCUUCAGUCGGAGCGACUCCCUCACUUCCCAUCAAAUAAUUCAUACAGGGGAGAAACCCUAUCAGUGCUUUGAAUGUGGAAAGAGCUUUAGUCACAGCCAAAAUCUCACUUCCCAUCAAAGAAUUCAUACAGGGGAGAAACCCUAUCAGUGUGUGGAAUGUGGAAAGAGCUUCACUGAGAGUUCCAAACGCGCUUCCCAUCAAAGAAUUCAUAGAGGGGAUAAACCAUAUCAGUGUGUGGAAUGUGGAAAGAGCUUCAGUCAGAGCUCCAAACUCAUUUCCCAUCAAAGAGUUCAUACAGGGGAGAAACCCUAUCAGUGCUUGGAAUGUGGGAAGAGCUUCAGUCAGAGCUCCAAACUGAUUUCCCAUAAAAGAAUUCAUACAGGAGAUAAACCCUAUCAGUGUGUGGAAUGUGGAAAGACCUUCAGUCGGAGCGACUCUCUCACUUCCCAUCAAAUAAUUCAUACAGGGGAGAAACCCUAUCAGUGCUUGGAAUGCGGAAAAAGCUUCAGUUGGAGCUCCUCUCUCACUUCCCAUCAAAGAAUUCAUACAGGGGAGAAACCUAAGUGCUUGAAAUGUGGAAAGAGCUUCAGUCAGAGAUACUCUCUCACUUCCCAUCAAAUAAUUCAUACAGGGGAGAAACCCUAUCAGUGCUUGGAAUGUGGAAAGACCUUUGGUCAGAGCUCCAAACUCACUUCCCAUCAAAGAAUUCAUACAGGAGAUAAACCCUAUCAGUGUGUGGAAUGUGGGAAGAGCUUCAGUCGGAGCGACUCCCUCACUUCCCAUCAAAUAAUUCAUACAGGGGAGAAACCCUAUCAGUGCUUUGAAUGUGGAAAGAGCUUUAGUCACAGCCAAAAUCUCACUUCCCAUCAAAGAAUUCAUACAGGGGAGAAACCCUAUCAGUGUGUGGAAUGUGGAAAGAGCUUCAGUCAGAGCUCCAAACUCACUUCUCAUAAGAAAAUCCAUACAAAGCUCAGAAAAACCAUUAUACACCUUUAGGAGCCAGGCAAAUAAACACCUUUUUAACCAGGCGUUUGGCUGAUUGACAUCUAAUGCCCUUUUAAAAUGUGGUGGUUUUUUGUUUUUAUGUUGCGUUUUUAUGUUUUAACCAUCCUGAAACUUGUAGAUGUAGGGGAAUAGGCGCCAACUCUUAAAGGCCUAGGGGUCUUUGCCCCGCCCCCAAUAAAAUAUUUGAGGAGGCCACUCCCCAGUUUGUUUGUUUUUUUAAAUGCAACCUUUUAUUAUUCCACAACUUGCCAUAAAAUUUUUCUUUGAAUUUGCCCUCGUAAAAAAAGUCAUGAAAAAACAAAAUACAAGAAAAUACAAACAUGGACAGGUCCCAUCUUUGUGUUCCAAACGCUAAAGUUGCUUUAAAGCAGGAUUUCCCAAAUUUGGGUCCCCAGCAGCUCUCCGACUACAGUUCCCAUCAUCCCGCCCCAUUGGUUCUGCUAGCUAAGGAUGAUGGGAGUUGUAGUCUAACAACAGCUGGAGACCCAAGUUUGUUUUAAAGGGAAAGUACGCAGGCCCUCUAACACCCUCUGCUGGCCAAAAGCAUUGCCACAGAAUCUGAACCAGUACUGCUAAUUGGAAUUUAUAGAUCACAAAAAGUGAAGUUUGAUCGGCACUUCAACCUCUUUGGACCUUCUAGGUGCUUUCUGCACCACCUAGAGUACCCACAGAAUUGUGGCUUCUACUGGCAACACACACAGGAGAACAAAUGAAAGACAAACACAAUGGGCAGGGGGAAAACCCGGAAAGGGCCAUACCAAAUGGAUAUCUGGUGUGAAGAGGUAACUUUUCCCACUGCUGAACAAUGCCACAGGUAGAGGAGAUGAAAUGCUAGAAGUUUUCUCAGGGGCAAGGGGAGCUGCUGGGAAAUUGAACUAUGGGCUCUAAAAUACUACAUUUUUAAAAAGUUGCUGCCAUUACAGGCAUUGCCAUUCAAAGAGUUGUUGUGACGUGGAGUUCGUGAUUUCAGCUCUCUUGAAAUCUCUUGAAAUAUGCUGGAGACAGUUCUCUAGUAACACAAACAAGACUGAGCUCUGAGGAGAGGAAAGCUACUUUUAUCUGGACGGGGGACUAGCUAGAAAGGGAUACAUAGAAUCAUAGAGUUGGAAGAGACCACAAGGGCCAUCCAGUCCAACCCCCUGCCAAGCAGGAAACACCAUCAAAGCAUUCCUGACAGAUGGCUGUCCAGCCUCCACUUAAAGACCUCCAAAGAAGGAGACUCCACCACACUCCUUGGCUGCAAAUUCUACAGUCUAACAGCUCUGACUGUCAGGAAGUUCUUCCUAAUGUUUAGGGGUCAGUCCAUGAAAAUGUGGAAAAAAAAUUUUUUUGUAAAAAGUUUAAUAAUUUUUUUACAUGUUAUGUUUGUGUACACAUAUCAAAGUGUUUUGGCAACAAAACAAAUUAUUCCCAGAAUGCUUCAUUCCAAAAUGGCUGCCACCUGAAUGUAGCACAUGUUGCAAAUGAUUUUGUUUCUGAAUUUAAACAUACAUUAAAGGUAAGAUAAAAUCUAUUCAAACCAUGAAAACAAUGAUUGUAAUAUGUCUAUUGAAAGCUUAAAAUGUCAUCUUUCAAUUGCAAAUGGUCUAUAUUGCUCCAAUUACAUUCUUAAUUGGUAUUGAUUGAUGUUAAUUAUUGAUGAUUAAGCUGUAAAGUGA